This is a messenger RNA of Cololabis saira (Pacific saury), 6031 nucleotides long. It is a transcript of the gene rhbdl1, whose product is annotated as rhomboid, veinlet-like 1 (Drosophila). NCBI's taxonomy places the organism in Eukaryota, Metazoa, Chordata, Actinopteri, Beloniformes, Belonidae. The transcript has 8 exons. Gene Ontology annotation, cellular component: membrane. The coding region runs from base 442 to 1560 and encodes 372 amino acids. The record is from RefSeq and is a predicted model, not a curated record. Gene Ontology annotation, molecular function: serine-type endopeptidase activity.
AGCGAGAGAGGUAGCAGUCAGUGCGAUGGGAUAGAGGAGAGCAAGGAGGAGGAGGAGGAGAGUGAAUGAGAGCUGCUGGACCUGCCUCGCUCUGCACGCCUGCCCGUCGUCUGCUGAAACUGGCUUUACCGACACUGAGCGGAGUCACGGCCCGUCCACAGCACCGACACACAACACACACACACCCUGCCACCGGCAUCCCUCCACCUGCAAGGAUAACCCGGAACCAAGCUGACCAGGUUUUCUCCAUCAUCAGCAUCAGCAGCAGGGGGGGCACACAUCAGCAUUGAAGCAAGCAGAAGCUAUCAUUUAGGCUCCAGCUUCUACCUGACCUUAUCUCCCUCCACCUUCUCCCAUCCUCAUCCUCAUCAGCACCACUCCUCUCUUGCUCCUCCCUAUGCCCUUGUCCUCAGCGGCUCCUCUCACCUCCCUGGCCAGUAUAUGGAUAGAAGCUCCCUGUUUCAGCUCAUACAAGAGCAGCUGGACCCAGAGAACACCGGUUUUAUCCCAGUGGAGAACUUCACCAGUUUGGUGGAGCACCAUGAGCUGCAGCUGGACCCAUCCAAACUGGACAUGCUGUUAGCCCUCGUCCAGAGUAAUGGAGAGGGACAGGUGUGCUACCAGGAGCUCAUUGAGCUGAUGAGUAGCAAACGCUCCAGCAGUUUCCGACGUGCCAUCGCCAACGGCCGCCGCACUCUGCAGAGGGAGAUCCUGCUGGAUGAGACGGGGUUGGGCCUGUAUAAACGAUUUGUCCGUUAUGUGGCCUACGAGAUCCUGCCCUGCGAGACGGACCGACGCUGGUACUUCCACCAAAACCGCCUGUGCCCUCCACCCGUCUUCAUCGCAAUUGUCACCAUAGUCCAGAUUAUCGUGUUCAUGUGCUACGGCAUCAUGCUCAACAAGUGGGUUCUGCAGACCUAUCAGCCCGACUUCAUGAAGAGCCCACUUGUCUACCAUCCCGGUCACCGAGCACAAGUGUGGCGCUUCUUCAGCUAUAUGUUCAUGCACGUUGGUUUAGAGCAGUUGGGAUUCAAUGCUCUACUGCAGCUGAUGAUCGGCGUUCCUUUAGAGAUGGUCCACGGCAUCUUACGAAUAAGUUUGCUUUACAUGGCAGGAGUACUGGCCGGCUCACUGACAGUGUCCAUCACAGACAUGCGUGCUCCAGUCGUCGGGGGCUCUGGAGGGGUCUAUGCUCUGUGCUCAGCGCAUCUGGCCAACGUCGUCAUGAACUGGGCCGGGAUGCGCUGUCCGUACAAGCUGCUCCGCAUGAUCCUGGCACUAGUUUGCAUGAGUUCAGAGGUGGGCCGUGCUGUCUGGCUCCGCUUCUCACCACCGUUGCCCUCCUCAGGUCCCCAGCCCAGCUUCAUGGCACAUCUGUCCGGGGCCAUAGUCGGUAUCAGCAUGGGGCUGCUGAUCCUGCGCAGUUAUGAGGAGAGUCUGCAGAGACAGUGCUCCUGGUGGGUCAUUGUCUUCUCCUUCAUCACCUUCCUCCUCUUCGCCAUCUUUUGGAACAUCUUUGCAUAUGAUCUCCUGGGGGUACAGAUACCCCCUCCACCCUGAUGAUGGCCCCUUCCUGCAACUCCGAUCCUGUAUCAUUUUUAUCAUUAUUAACCUUCUAUAUCUUCUCAAUUUAGACCCAAAUGAAAUUAUUCAAACUAAAAAUCAAAUAAGAAUCCUUUUUUACAGAUACUUUGCAAAUCAAAGAAAUACGUCUCUUUUAUUAAAGAGGGAUUACAGUAGCAACAAGUACAUCUGAACGUUCCUCAGAUCCAUUCUAAGGAGCAUUAUGUCUUUUUAUAUACAUUGUAUCUCAUCCAUGUUACCAGCACUAAUCUUUCAGCGAGCAUUUAGCUGUUGUGCUCCUUUUUUUUAUUUGAAAAGUUGUUUCAUCAGUAAGUUUUUGUGAGUGCAUCUAUCGAUGAUGUAAAGACCUCAAGUUAAAAGAAGCUGACUUCAUGACAUGUGCCUCUGUGGAAAAGAAAAAAAAAAAGACGAACGAGAAGGAUGAGAUGUAAGAGAGCAGGAUCAGUGCGGCAGUGCUCCUCCAACUAAUGAGAUGUCAGUGUUUUGCUGAAAGGCACAUAAGCCUGAAUUAGGACAAAAUUCCUGGAAGAGCACGUUCAGUUCUGUAAUCAGUAAUAAAAACAAACACAAACAUGAUUAGUACGAUUAAUUUUUUUUGCUUUCGCAUCCCUGUUGUAGCUAACACACUGUGGCUUUUUGCAAAAUUCCUUUCAGACCAAACUUUAAAAAAAAAAAACAAUAGCAAAGACACAAACAUGGUGCUGUAGAUAAAAACUGACUUUAGAAAAAAAGAGAUUAAGAGCAGUUACAGAGAGAAUGCAAGUUAGAAACACCACUUUCAUUGUCAUGUGACGUAGAGGAAACAGUUUUUAUUCUUUCUGCAUCAUUUCCUCGUCAUGACACCUACACUGUGGAUACAGAAACAUAACUCAACACGACAAAAACAAACGCCUCCUGUUGCUGCGUCAGACGCCAACCAUCCACUCGCUCAGCACGCCUUGUAAAAUAUGUCAUGUCAUGUUCUGGAGCUUUCAGCGAGACAAGGACACACACGUACACACACUUCUCCUCUUUUGUCUUUGAGGGCAACCGCUGGCUGAUUCUGCCGGUCAACAUGGACAACCCGAACACACUCACACACACAAACUAGCCUCCGCCUGUUCUGGCUCUGCCAGACUGAACUGGGGGAGGGCGUGGACGUGCCACCACCUGACCUCCGACCUGCAUGUCCCAGAGGGCAUUGGGGUCUUUGUCAGGCCCAGUCGAUACCUCAGUUUCUCGUUCUUAGGGACUGUAUAAAUGUGUAAAGGAAUGUAUCUAUAAAGAAAAAAAAAGUGUUAUUCUGUUGUCCCCCGUUUUCCUUUUACGGUGAAUAUGUAUAUUAUAUGUUCAUAACCAAGAAUAUAUUUAUUUGUAUUUUCUCCUCUUUGAAGGAGAAAGGAGAAAAAAAAUUCAAAUGGUGCAAAAUGAAUUGUAUAAUUGUCCUUAUAAGUCCUGUAUGGCUUUGAUCUACUAGAAGAUAGUGAAGCAAAACUCCCCCGUUUGUUAGGUGACCACGAAAAUGUGGAGCUUAGUUGAUUUUGUAUUUCUCAAGUCAUUACUUUAUCAAAUAAGCCAUAGGAAGAACUAAAAGGAAAUACAAAAGCAGAGGAAAAAAAUAUUUGUGUUUGUGUGAAAGCCACUGGUAACUUUUUUUGUUUUUGUUUUUCUCAAUGAAUUUUCAGCAGGUGAAACAUUUUUUAAAAAUCAUACUGUGCAAAUACAUGCCUGUGAAAACUUGGACUGUUUUAGAUGCUUUGAUGUAGCUAAACUCAUUUUUACUACUUGUUUGCCAAUUUGUUCAUCAUUGAUGCAGCAUAACUUUGCAAGUGCCCACUUUUCCAAACUAACCACCAGUAUUUCUCCGUGCAUCUCUGCUUCUGCUGAUAACAAAUUACAGACAAGGCAUCUGUCAUACGUUAUCCCCGAAAGUGAUUGAAGCUGAGGCGAGGAUAGCAAUUACAUUUAUCCAACGCUGUGUUCCGUUGUUUAGCCUUUCAGUCAAUAAUUCAUUUGAAUGUUUGGUUGCUGCACAGGGGACUUAGCCUUCUUUUUGCCAAUCUUGACAGUCAGCAGUCCUCACCAUUUGCUUCUACAUGAAACUGUCAGUGGAUGACAGAAGACUCCGUUGAAAAUGAGAGGAAUGAGUAUGAAAUAGUCAUAAUAAGCCAUUUUCAGAUCUAUUUAAACAAGAAAAUAUCUGCUAAUAUAUGGUGGUGAUGAAUAUUUGAUGGAAAGUUGUACAUAUCAGGAAAUAUUACUGCUUGAAAUUGUAAUGAUCCGUUGGUGAAUAAUGCAUACAUGCCCCGUUAGCCUAUAAUUAAGAUAAAGGAGGCCUAGGAGAGGUCAUUGUGCCUCUUGAACUUAAAAUGCAUAGGAAACCAGAGGAACUGGGGGGAAAGGGCUAGUAAAUUGAUGGAUAUCCUUUUGUUGAAUACACUUACUGUGAAUAGAACCCCUCCAGGAAGUGCAUGCAGGACUAGAGUCAAAUGUUUGUGAAUUUAUGUUGCCCCUAAAACUGUAAAUGAAAAAAAAAACAACAAAAAAAACAAAACAAUCCACAGCGAUUUUUUCAUACAAAAGGAAAUCUGUGGUGUUUAAAGUGUUAUUUGUUCAAGUCAAGUUAGAGUCAGUAUCAGCAGAGAAAAUGAGCCCUUCGGUUUGGGAGGAAGCAUUCAACAGUUGUAUGUCACUUUUCUGUAAAUCAAAUCUCCCAGUCUUGAGUCAAGCACAGCACUAAACACACACACACACACACACACACGCACACACGCACACACGCACACACGCACACACGCACACACACACAGCAGUGUCUCUAAUAAAAGCCUUCACUACAUAUCUUUAAGGAGGUUCCUGACUCAACCUCGCUGACAACAUGCAACCAUUUUGAAUUGUCAUGCACAUUAAGACACCUGAGACAGUACUGCUAGGACCACAAAAGGCACACAUGGUCAACGGCAUAUAUUUUUCCCCAUUCUGUGUAUCACAUCACCACACCGCCAGUGUCAGGACGAAGCUGUUGUGAACCCAAACCUGUAGUGGAUAUCUUCCUUUAAUACCAUGUGGCAUGAGUUAAUUGCUGUCAUUAGGGGACAUACUUGUUUCUGACAGCAGAGGGGAGUCUUAGAGAGUGGUGGCACGAGCUGAAUAGGAGCAGCCUGUCACUGUUGUGUUAUCCAUCACUUUUAAUAAUCCACAUCCUCUUGUUGAUUGGUUUAGCAACAUUGUCUGAAUUUUCCAUUUAACCCUUGUUUAUUCUACUCUACCCUACAUUUGUGCUUUUCUUAUUCAGAAUGCAUCAUUACUUUAUGGCUCAACAUUUCUCUGAUGGCUGUUUUCUGAUUUCCUGUUUCUGUAUAUUGUAAUAAGUGGGCUUUUUGCACUGCUUUAGUGUAGUUAAAUGACAUAUUGUGUGCAAUAGUCAUUCCUUAAUGCUUUACUUUUAUCUCCCUAUGCCAAUCCAUUGUGCUAUUAUGCCCAAUGCCUUGUUAUAUACAAGCCCGAGACUAAGCAGUGGCAAAGGCUUCUUUGUUAAAGCUAAAUGCUACAUUCUCCACCACCCUGUACAGAAUCUAUAAAGGACAGAAGCCGCAGUGCAAGCAUCUGUAGCUGCUUUGAGCUGCUUGUGUGCCAACAAGCCCGCCAGGUUGCCUUUUCUUAGUGUUUAGCUCUUCUUAGAUAUGGGUAACUCUCACUGCAGGACGGUGCAGGUAAAGCAGGCUGCUGUAGCUCCCUAAAUGAAACUGUAUUUCAAAGGCUCAUCAGAACAAACAUUUAUAAUCUGGUUUACAGAUUCUUUUAACAUAUUCAGCAAGCCCCCCCCGCCAAAAAAAAGAUUGGAUUUCAGAUUAAUUUUACAAAUGAUUUGGGAUUUUGACAUCAAAAAUGUGUAAAAGAGGCUCUGAUUGAUGAUGCGUGUUAACUGAUAAGUAACCUUUCAGAACAGACAUGCAUUAGUGAAAUAUGUAAUGUAUAAAAGAGGCAGUAUUAUUCAUGUGUUUAUUUUCCGGAGGUGAGGAAGCAUUCUGGUUUUUGACACUUGUUAAAAUCUCAUCUUCAUAGAUUUUAGUUUUUCUACAGGUUAUUCACAAAUACCGAGCCACUCUAGGUCAACCAAAAACAUUGCUGGCAAUUUCUUGACAAUGAGUCAUUUGCCGCCGACGGAUUAGAAUAACAAAAAUCCUAUCUGUGCUGCCGUGGGAGUUUUUCAUGAGCUGCUUCCUUAUAUUGAUAAAAUGGUGCCAAGCUUAUAAGGUUCAAUCUCUCAGACCAGACAAGAGGUUGUGCCAACACAGCGUUUACAAAACGAAGAAGCAGAAGAAGCUAUUUUUCUCUCAGUCAAGAGGAAACUAAAGGAAAACUAAAUUUACAUAUGGAUAAUUUAUAGCAAAUUCCUCAUGAAUUACUUCACAAUCUAUUGUACUUUUUAAAUGUUCUAAACUGAACCAUUUUAUAUUGUAUAUAU